GGGAGUUCAGACCUAGAUCUUUCCAGUUAAUCACACAACAAACUUAGCUCAUCGCAAUAAAAAGCUGCUCAGAGCCGACUGGUUCUUUUAGGCACUGAGUCGGAACAGGCUUCUCUCAGCCAGGCAUCUCGUCCAGUGGGAUCCUCCAGCGCGUCCGGCAGCACCAUGUGGGGGACCAAACUUCUGCCAGUCCUGCUCCUACAGCAUGUCCUCCUCCAUCUCCUUCUGCUUCCCAUCGCCAUCCCCUAUGCAGAAGGACAGAAGAAAAGAAGAAACACACUUCAUGAAUUCAAAAAGUCAGCAAAGACUACUCUAAUUAAAGAAGACCCAUUACUGAAGAUAAAAACAAAAAAAAUGAACACUGCAGACCAAUGUGCCAAUAGAUGUAUUAGGAAUAAAGGACUUCCAUUCACUUGCAAGGCUUUUGUUUUUGAUAAAGCGAGGAAACGAUGCCUCUGGUUCCCUUUCAAUAGCAUGACAAGUGGAGUGAAAAAGGAGUUUGGUCAUGAAUUUGAUCUCUAUGAAAACAAAGACUACAUUAGAAACUGCAUCAUUGGUAAAGGAGGUAGCUACAAGGGAACCGUAUCUAUCACUAAGAGUGGCAUCAAAUGCCAGCCCUGGAAUUCCAUGAUCCCACAUGAACACAGCUUUUUGCCUUCGAGCUAUCGGGGUAAAGACCUACAGGAAAACUACUGUCGAAAUCCUCGAGGGGAAGAAGGGGGACCUUGGUGUUUCACAAGCAAUCCAGAGGUACGCUACGAAGUCUGUGACAUUCCUCAGUGUUCAGAAGUUGAAUGCAUGACCUGCAAUGGGGAAAGUUAUCGAGGUCCCAUGGAUCAUACAGAAUCAGGCAAGAUUUGUCAGCGCUGGGAUCAUCAGACACCACACCGGCACAAAUUCUUGCCAGAAAGAUAUCCCGACAAGGGCUUUGAUGAUAAUUAUUGCCGCAAUCCUGAUGGCAAGCCCAGGCCAUGGUGCUAUACUCUUGACCCUGACACCCCCUGGGAGUACUGUGCAAUUAAAAUGUGCGCUCACAGUACUAUGAAUGACACAGAUGUCCCUAUGGAAACAACUGAAUGCAUUCAAGGUCAAGGAGAAGGUUACCGGGGCACCAUCAAUACUAUUUGGAAUGGAAUUCCAUGUCAGCGUUGGGGUUCCCAGUAUCCUCACCAGCAUGACAUAACUCCUGAAAAUUUCAAGUGCAAGGACCUAAGAGAAAAUUAUUGCCGAAAUCCAGAUGGAGCUGAGUCACCCUGGUGUUUUACCACUGAUCCAAACAUCCGAGUUGGCUACUGCUCCCAAAUUCCAAAAUGUGAUGUGUCAAGUGGACAAGAUUGUUAUCGUGGGAAUGGCAAAAAUUAUAUGGGCAGUUUAUCCAAAACCCGAUCUGGACUAACAUGUUCAAUGUGGGAGAAGAACAUGGAAGACUUGCACAGGCAUAUCUUCUGGGAGCCAGAUGCUAGUAAACUGAAUAAGAAUUACUGCCGGAAUCCUGAUGAUGAUGCCCAUGGUCCCUGGUGUUACACGGGAAAUCCCCUCAUUCCAUGGGAUUAUUGUCCUAUUUCUCGUUGUGAAGGUGAUACCACACCUACAAUAGUCAAUUUAGACCAUCCUGUAAUAUCUUGUGCCAAAACAAAACAAUUACGAGUUGUAAAUGGAAUUCCAACGCGAACUAAUGUAGGAUGGAUGGUUAGUUUGAAAUACAGAAAUAAACAUAUCUGUGGAGGAUCAUUGAUAAAGGAAAGUUGGAUUCUUACUGCAAGACAAUGUUUCCCUUCUCGAAACAAAGACUUGAAAGAUUAUGAAGCUUGGCUUGGGAUUCAUGAUGUCCAUGGAAGAGGUGACGAGAAACGCAAACAGGUUCUAAAUGUUUCCCAGCUGGUAUAUGGACCUGAAGGAUCAGAUCUGGUAUUACUGAAGCUUGCUAGGCCUGCUGUCCUGGAUGAUUUUGUUAGUACAAUCGAUUUACCUAAUUAUGGAUGCACCAUUCCUGAAAAAACCACUUGCAGUGUUUAUGGCUGGGGUUAUACUGGAUCUAUCACCUCUGAUGGUCUAUUACGAGUAGCACAUCUCUAUAUUAUGGGAAAUGAGAAAUGCAGCCAAUACCAUCAAGGGAAGGUGACUCUGAAUGAGUCUGAAAUAUGUGCUGGAGCUGAAAAUAUUGUAUCAGGACCAUGUGAGGGAGAUUAUGGUGGCCCACUUGUUUGUGAACAACAUAAAAUGAGAAUGGUUCUUGGUGUCAUUGUUCCUGGUCGUGGAUGUGCCAUUCCAAAUCGUCCUGGCAUUUUUGUCCGAGUAGCAUAUUAUGCAAAAUGGAUACACAAAAUUAUAUUAACGUAUAAGAUACCACAGUCAUAGCUGAUGUAACUCUGUCUGAAUCUUCCAUCAAUAGAAUUCUCUUUUACAUGAAGAUUUCAGAGAACAUGGAAUUAAAAUGUCACUUAAAGCAAUCCUAAGACAACUACUUGAGUGUCAUGUUUGUUAAGAUACUCAUUAAUAUUUAUGGGUGUUUUCUGUUUUGUUUGUCAGUGUUAUUUUGUAAAUGUUGAAGUGAAUUAAGGUACAUGCAAGUGUAGUAACAUAUCUCCUGAAGAUACUUGAAUGGAUUAAAAAUUGCAAAGGUGUAAUUGCUGGAUGAUAAAAGAUUUAAUGGAAAAGUUCAAUUAAUCUCUACGCUGCUUUCCAAAGUUAGUUUAUGAAUAAACCAUAAGUUAAACAUUAUUUUAACCUCACAAAGACAAUUUAUGCCUUUGUCCUUAA
This is a messenger RNA of Odobenus rosmarus divergens (Pacific walrus), 2760 nucleotides long. It is a transcript of the gene HGF, whose product is annotated as hepatocyte growth factor (hepapoietin A; scatter factor). The transcript is spliced from 18 exons. Gene Ontology annotation, molecular function: serine-type endopeptidase activity; signaling receptor binding. Gene Ontology annotation, biological process: hepatocyte growth factor receptor signaling pathway; negative regulation of apoptotic process; positive regulation of protein phosphorylation. Bases 166 to 2358 code for a protein of 730 amino acids. The record is from RefSeq and is a predicted model, not a curated record. NCBI's taxonomy places the organism in Eukaryota, Metazoa, Chordata, Mammalia, Carnivora, Odobenidae.